UCUAAAGCGGUCGCCUUUGUUCGAAUUAAAAAAACAUACAUCAAAAAAGCUUUCCUGAGAGACCUAAGUGAUCUUGUCGAGGGUCUGGAUCUCGCUGUAGGAAAUACUUGGACCGAGGUUGUUGAACUGUAAACGCCUUGAACUGAUGUUUGUCAUCUAAAAGCGGAGAUUGUAAAUGGACCAUAAGGCAUAUUGGCCCGGUGAAUUCUGUUGGCCUGUAAGCAUUCACUAUGCCACACGAUGUAGGUAGGAGCGCAUUUGACGAUAUCAUGCCAAGCUCUUCAUUAAAGAUCGCUUGUUUUUUCUUUGUGGUUUCCUGUAUGUCUUCGAGCACAGUACAGGGGACUCCUGUAAACCCAAAAUUCAGAUUGACGAAAGAUGGACUUUCAAGGCAACCAAGAAGUUCAAAUGCCAUGGAUAAACUUUUCGUUGAUCCUACGGCUACACUCAGGGGCAGGUUGUAUUCUAGGACUGGUUAUUUCCUAGAGAUUUUAAAAAAUGGAACUGUGCAGGCCACAAUGAACAAUUCGUCUGAAUACACCAAACUUGAAAUGCAAAGCUAUAAUAAAACCUUGAAGAGGUUUAAGGGAAUUUUGAGCAAAAAUUUCUUAGCAUGUGAAUUAAGAGGCAGAAAAAGAGGACGAUUUAUUGGAAGGGGGAACCUGAGCACUGAUUCUUUGUUUGUGGAGCACAUGGAGGAAAACCACUACUUAACUUACAGACCUUUCAAUAUUCUAAAUAUCUAUAACAACACGGGCUACCUCGCCAUUAAAAGUAACGGCAAGUUUAGGAGAGUGGAACGUGCAGAAGCCGGCAUGUAUGCUUCACAAUUUACUUUUCUACCUUUUGAUAUGUAAGUGGUCUACACAUGUUUCAAGAGAAAACAAUAUAUAUGAGAGGGAGGUGGUUGUACUGGGGAGGACUCAUAUUUGAAAGAGGAAAGGAAGAGGUGUUAGCUCUCUUUAAUGAGACCAAAAAAAGACGUUGCUCGAUGGCUUUACAUUACCACUGAAAGAUACUUGCCUCGUUGGAAAACAGCAGACUAGCAAUUUAAAUGAUAGCUGAAAGGACAUUAAGUACUAUCUUCGUAAUAAAUUUAGAUCAGCAAGGUGUAACUCUAAAAAGAUGGCUCGGAAGCUAUAUAGAUUGACCUUUUCUCCUGUUCACUACAAGUGAAAACAAUGUGUGAAUUCGUCUCAAAGAGAGAAGGCAAGUGUUCCCUUCCCUUUCACUUUGGUGUCUUCCCCGCAUGUAAUGAUGAGGAAUUGGAUAACAAGACGAUAUAUUACGAUGGUCAAUGCAGGCUGCUGAGCAGCUUGACGUCCUGCGGAAGUAUUAUUAACUUAUUCUAAGAAAUAGCUAUAUAGUUUUUAAUUUAUAAGCAUGCGUUAUUUUAGUCUUGUUGAGAAUGCUAGUGCUCACGAAGUCGAAUUGCUUCCCGAAAAGACGUCCGUCACGACCGUGGAUUCGUGUGUGCCCUUAAUGGCAGAGUCGCAUAAUGUCCGAGUACAUUUGGUUCUCUAUUUUGGUUCUCAACAAUACUCUGCAAAAAAAAAAAAAACAAUUUUCAAGGCCACAGUCAUGAUCCAUUUUAGUCGACGGUUUUCAGGAAACUUCAGACAGUUCUCGUCGGAGUCGUUAACUAAGAGAAACAAAUUUUAAAUGAUCAAAGAAAUCAAACAUUUGAGGUGUCGAUUAAGGUGGCUAUGUUUCUGGAAAAGGUGUUCAUUACCAAAACUCUCUGAAAUGGUAACUUGCUGAGCCCAAAUGUAUAAAGGGCGGAUGACGCUAUUCAACGGGUGAAUGGCUAUCCAGCGGAUACGUGAUAACAAAACGUACUGCGCGGCAUCUACCGGAUAGAGGUUUAUCCGGUGGAUAACGUCAUCUAAUCUACAAACAACUGGAGCCUGUUGAAAAUCAGGGGUUAUGAGAAUGAAUAAAUCUGAAUAUUUUAAAUAUAGUUAGGAUUUGCGCCUUUUUUCCGAAAAUAUAGCGUUAGUGAUAGUCUUUAGUCAAUGGAUGAGGUAAAUCUUUAUUUAACAGCAAACGGAAAUCUGCUCAUACUUCUGAUUAAAAACAGAUCAAGUUAAAAGAGGCAUAUGCAAACUUUGUCGACGAUUUAGCUAGUGGCUGAUUUUUAUGUUAUUUGGCACAAAGUGCAACUAUUUAUUUAUUUUAUGUAGCUGUUGGCUAUUUAAGUGAUUCUAAAGACGAAAACGAUGUGUGUGCAGGUAAUCAUAUGUUUCAAUGCUGAGCCUUU
Messenger RNA from Stylophora pistillata, 2260 nucleotides. RefSeq names its product fibroblast growth factor 1. Lineage: Eukaryota; Metazoa; Cnidaria; Anthozoa; Scleractinia; Pocilloporidae. The record is from RefSeq and is a predicted model, not a curated record. Gene Ontology annotation, molecular function: growth factor activity.